Volvox carteri f. nagariensis is the source of this 321-nucleotide messenger RNA. RefSeq lists its product as uncharacterized. The record is from RefSeq and is a predicted model, not a curated record. Bases 1 to 321 code for a protein of 106 amino acids. The transcript has 4 exons. NCBI's taxonomy places the organism in Eukaryota, Viridiplantae, Chlorophyta, Chlorophyceae, Chlamydomonadales, Volvocaceae.
AUGCAAUUCGUCUUCAAACGCUCCACUGUCACAAAGCCUGCACGUGCGCACGCCAACGGCUGCCGCCACGGAGCCGGCCAGGGUAACUUUGCCCACCGCCGCACUCCAGCCGCAACAUGGCACAUGGCAAGGCGUAUCCUUGUCACCUAUUGCCAUGGCUCACAAUCAGAUUUGCUACCUGGCCAGGAGAUUGAGGCAAGCAAGAAGCAGGGAAAGGGGGACAAGACUGCACCAGAGGGCCAGUGGGGCAGCAAAGGGCAGCCUUCAAGGCAUGGCUGUACAAGGCAUGGCCUGUACAACUUCCCUCGUGCCAUCUGCUGA